Zingiber officinale is the source of this 1411-nucleotide messenger RNA. RefSeq names its product prostaglandin E synthase 2-like. The transcript has 7 exons. Gene Ontology annotation, cellular component: mitochondrion. The record is from RefSeq and is a predicted model, not a curated record. NCBI's taxonomy places the organism in Eukaryota, Viridiplantae, Streptophyta, Magnoliopsida, Zingiberales, Zingiberaceae. Bases 1 to 1323 code for a protein of 440 amino acids. Gene Ontology annotation, molecular function: prostaglandin-E synthase activity.
AUGGGGAUCGGCGAUGAUAACUCCUGGGAGUGGGAUGAGCGAUCGGAGGGAGACUCCGGCAAUCCCGGGUGUUGUGUGUGGUGGAUUGGUGGAGCGAACAAAACAUGGGAGUCCACACCUUCCCUUUUGGCUUGGGUCGGUCAGCCGCUACCUGUUGCACGGCGUGUGGUCUUGCAUGCUGAUGAGGGCGGGCUGCUUCUGCCCGUGGCCCUCUCGGUGCGUAUCUUAAACCUCCUUCCGAAAUCGACCUCCCUCGGAUUCCUCAUUUUCGCCUCUUCCGCCGUUAACCGCGAUCGCGGCGAGGCCUGCUCUCGAGGAUUUGAUUGCGUCGAGAUGGAAGCGAUGAGAAGGGCUGCGCGGCGUCACCUCGUCCAAUCCGUCCUCCGCCGCGACUUCCCUCCUCACCCGUUAUCUUCCUUCUCGGCAGUCGCUGCCCCGAGGAACGUGCCGACGGCCGCCCGUUUCGCCAGCGGAUCUGAUGUAACGACAGCGCACUGGUCGAGACGGUGCCCUUCACCUCCACCUGCCGCUUCAGCGAAGACCUUCCCCGUUGGCUUGGCUGGCGCACUAACCUUCUCGUUGGCUCUCGUGACCAUGGCGGAGGCCAAGGAGCAACACUCUCCCGAGCGGAUUCCCAAGGAUGUCGUACUUUACCAGUAUGAGGCUUGCCCCUUCUGCAAUAAGGUCAAAGCAUUUCUUGACUAUCAUGAUAUACGAUACAAAAUUGUGGAGGUGAAUCCUUUAAGCAAGAAGGAGAUAGAGUGGUCUGAUUAUAAGAAGGUUCCAAUACUGGUUGUGAACGGGGAGCAGCUAAUUAAUUCAUCAGAUAUAGUGAGAAACUUAGAUGCCAGGCUGCAUCCUGAGAAAGUCACUGAUGACGAAGAGGCCAAAUGGCUUAGGCGGGUUGAUGAUCACCUUGUUCAUAUGUUGGCACCAAACAUUUACAGAACAACUUCAGAGGCGCUGGAAUCUUUUGAUUACAUAGCUAACAAUGGAAAUUUCACUACUACAGAGAGACUCGCGGUGAAAUAUGCUGGAGCAGCAAUCAUGUACGUGUUGUCCAAGAAACUCAAGAAGAAAUAUGGCAUUACAGAUGAACGUGCCUCAUUGUAUGAAGCUGCAGAAACAUGGAUUAUAGCUCUUAAUGGCAGAUAUUUUCUUGGUGGAUCAAGGCCGAACUUGUCAGACCUUGCUGUUUUUGGCGUUCUGAGGCCAAUUAGGCACCUAAAAUCCGGCAAAGAUAUGGUGGAGAACACUAAUAUCGGCGAAUGGUAUCAGAGAAUGGAAAACAUUGUUGGAGGGUCAGCAAGGAUAGCAGUUUAAUGUGUUAGUAUUUCAACUUGUAAAGCGUUCUGUUGGUGAAAAUUAUGAAUUAUUAAUCAAGACCUCUCACAGGGAUUUAUUUCUACCA